AUGCCGGUCCUGAAACACGGAAUACAACGACAUCAAAUUUUCGGAGUUCAUAAUCUCGACCUCACAGCUGCAGCGUGCAGGCUCAUGAAAUCUGACCGUAUCACCAUCGGGCAGUCGGCGUACCACAUUCUUUCCGCUUACUUUGGUGGUCAAGGGCGUCUAUCAAGUAAUGAAGCUGGAACAGACGAUAAUCGCGUACUUAAUAUCCUCCUUCUUGAUAUCAAUCGCGCCUGUUCUCGAAGAGACUAUUUUCUCAAUGGCCUCGCCGGGAGAUCCUGGUGGCUUGCUCAACAACAGAGACUCGGACGAGGUGGUUAUCCUCGGGACAGUCAUCAAGAAUGGAUAUACGUUGGGUUGGGGAGCGUAUGGCGGGAGAGAGUAGUUUUUUGGUCUUGUACGGCUUUAAGCCCUGCCGAAACGAGUUCCCAGCAGUCUCCACUCGCUCUGUCUAGUACCGCACUAUGA
Molecule: messenger RNA, 465 nt
Organism: Marasmius oreades (fairy-ring Marasmius)
Lineage: Eukaryota; Fungi; Basidiomycota; Agaricomycetes; Agaricales; Marasmiaceae
Exons: 2
Coding region: 1-465 (154 amino acids)
Source: RefSeq, a predicted model, not a curated record